ACGGGAAUGAAAAUCUGCGGUCCUUGCGUUUUCUGUGCCGGAGUAGAUUGCUGCUUCUUUCUUCUGGUUGUUGUUCUUCCUCUUCCUAAUAUUUAUUGUCAUCGUCAUCAGCGUUCCCCAGGAGCUCAGCUGGGGCUGGGGUUUGACUCUUUCAUUAAGAAAGCGAAGCAAAACCAUGUGAAGAGUGGUAAUGCCCAGCGUGCAGCGAUCUGGCUGGAGGCUCUUUCAGGCAGAAUUACCUUCGGGACUUUGGAGCCGGCGAGGAAAGAAAUGCAGUUUCUGUCUGUUCCAGAGACUGUGGCAAACUGUAGCCAUUUCUGGGAUUCAGCCUAGGAAUUAUAAAUCCUUUUUCCCUUUUUUUUUUUUUUACAUUUUUUUAAAAAUUCUUUUUAAUUACUUUUUCCUUGCCAGGUAUCAUAGGGCUCUUUGCAGAUAUAUAAGAGGCUAUGAAACCACUCAAUAAUGUACCUGCCCGUGUCAGAGGAGUUUAACUUUCGACGCAAAGCAAUUGUUUAAACUUAAAUUUAACCCCGUGUUGCACCCUGUGGUGCAUGCAGGAUGUUUUUACCAAGUAGUGUCUGUGCAGGGCAUCCCCGAGUCAUCAAACCAGUGAAAGCAGAGCGUGUAAAUUAAUUAAUUAACUAAUCUAUUAGAGAUUCCUUGUUUUGGCAAGGGUGUUUACAGGCCAUCCAAGGUCCGUUGGAAUAAACAGGAAAACUCUCACUGGCGAUGACUCAUGUCCGUGGGCUUCGGACCAGUGCAGGGUGUUGGAAAUGUGCUUUUCCAAGUGGAACUCCGUAGGUAUCCCUCCCCCAGCCCCUUUGGCUUGUAAAGGGAGUGGGAUGAGGUGCAGAGUGGUGUCAGACAGCAGCUUGCUGGUUUGUGGCUUGCUUUAAGUACAUUCGCUAAUUGCACGCGCGCUCCUUGGGGUUUCACAAGCCAUUGAUCUUUAAUUAAUUGCUAAUGGCUGAGCCUGCUGCUGUUUGUGCGACUUAUGAGGCAAUUGCAGCCUGUCCUUCUGCAGUAAUUAUUAUUGUGGUGGCAUCUCGGGGUGUGCAGUGUCUGCCCUGAAACUUCCAGGUGCGGGGUGCUUGCGAGUGAGCCACCAGACCCGCCUGGGAGCGCACAGCUUGGCUGGCUGGCAGGUUUCCCUCUCUCAAGGGACUUUUCCUCAUACCCUUUCUGGUCUCUUGCUUAUCCCAGGCUGCACAGGAUUUCACAGAUAAAUUCUGCAUCAUUCCCACGACUUCUGUGAGGUCUCCACUUGCCCCAUGGACAGGCUCCAUCCACGGCAGGGCUUCGAGCAUGUCUGAGCCACUGCCUGGGGGCUCACAGGCUUGAGCUCUGAGAGGGGAGAGAUGUGCCCCACAGCACCUCCCUGUCCCCGUUCCUGCCUAGAUGGAGACCCGCAGCCCAGCACCAUGAGGACCAACCGCUGCAGCCACCUGCCUGGAGUGCCUCCGGAGCGCCCGCACCCUCCAGCCCCCGAUGGGAAGAGCCUGCCUGGCAGCAGUGGGGGCCUGGCCACCAGCUGUCCCCAGUAUGUCAUGCAGGUGUCCUCCAAGGAUGGGCAGCUGCUCUCCUCCGUGGUGCGGACCCUGGCUGUGCAGAGCAGCCCCUUCAAUGACCGGCCCAUCUGCAGGAUCUGCCACGAGGGCAGCAGCCACGAGGAGCUGCUGUCCCCCUGUGAGUGCACGGGGACCUUGGGGACCAUUCACCGCAGCUGCCUGGAGCGCUGGCUGUCCUCCUCCAACACCAGCUACUGUGAGCUCUGCCACUUCAGGUUUGCAGUGGAGCGCAAGCCCAGGCCACUGGUGGAGUGGCUGAGGAACCCGGGCCCCCAGCAUGAGAAGAGGACUCUCUUUGGGGACAUGGUGUGCUUCUUGUUCAUCACUCCGCUGGCCACCGUCUCCGGCUGGCUCUGCCUGCGAGGAGCCGUGGACCACCUGCACUUUAGCAGUAGGCUGGAAGCUGUUGGCCUCAUUGCACUCACUGUGGCACUCUUCACUAUUUACCUCUUUUGGACCCUGGUGUCCUUCAGGUACCACUGCCGGCUGUACCACGAGUGGCGUCGGAACAAUCAGCGGGUGAUGCUCCUCAUCCCAAAAUCUGCCAACGUCCCCUCCACCCAGCAGUCCCUGCUGGGCCUGCAGCCCCUCAAAAGGAGCUCCAAGGAGACAAUCGUGUGAUUUUGGGGUGCAGCUGCACACUAAAGGUGUUUUGUUUUUCCUCAGACCCGUUGGGGUCGGGCAGCGUCCAGCAGCCAGGAAUGUGCAAUUUGGAUUUACAGACUGACUGCAGAGGGAUAAAUCAGAGUCAGAAUUCAAGUCAUGGAUGCUGCAGUCAUCUGUGGCAUUUGCUAAGCUGCCAAAUGUGUCUAGUGAGCAGGGACCCUAUGGAUUCUGCAAAUAUGUUAAUUGUUGCGUCGAGUGAUGCAAACUUUUUUUAUUGUUUAAAGUAUUAAACUGUGGUAAUUAACAAUGCAAAACAGGUUUAAAAAGUGCUUUGUUUUUAUGAUUUCUUGCUCCUACAGUACUGUUUCUUUAGGCAGCUGGACAGUAACCAAUAUUCAUUUCUGCUUCCUAAAGUGCAGCAAUGGCAUUUCCUCAUUUGAUUUUAUCUGCAGGUCCAUUAUACCAAUGUUUUGAUUAUUAAAAUCUGUGUGCAAUGAGCUCUAUAAAUUGGCACAUUAUUUAAAUGCUACAAAGCAAUUAGAAAAUUGUAUUACCUGUUUCCUAUUUGGCAGGGAAGGUCUGACAGGAAGAUUUUUCAGUUAUGACUCUAGCAUGCGCAAAAGAAAAAUUACACAAAUUGCAAUAAUGUUCCUGUCAAAAGUAUUAUAGCACAUAGCACUCAGGAAAAAAAAUUUAAAAAUUCUACUUUUCCAUGAAGAAGCACCACAUUCUUCAGUGAAGUGCACAUUCUGCUGGUGUGAAUUCAAACUUAGCCAACAUAUCCUGCAUUUAUACCAUGCUGAAUUUAACUCUACAGCUUACUUUUGUAUAGGGAAAGCUCUGCAUACAUAAUGAAUGAGAUCAUCAUAUAAGUUUUAGAAAGUGGGGACACAUCUUGCAUGAAGAACAGCAUUAUUUUAAAGCAGCAGAAACUCCAGCUUGACAGGUAGGAUUUGGCAGAGUGUGUUCAAACCCUGACCUCUCAUGGUAGCACUGAGACAAAAAAAAAAAAAAAAAAAAAAAUUAAAAAUAUUUAAUAACACAGUCUUCUAUGGUGACCACAUUGAAUUUGGAGUGUAAAACCAGACCUUAUUCCUGGGUGACGUUAUCUGCUUCCCCUUGGUUUUAUGCCUAAUUUAUUCAGCAAUUCACUUCCAGAAGAGACUUAUUUUAAAUAACUACACAAAAUCUCAUUGCCAAAUGCUGCUAGAAUUAGAAACUGAUACAGAGCCCCUCUGAACAGAUUAAUUUCUUGGAAUUGUGCACAGAGGGCAGUACCACCAUGUGCUUUGUUUUCCAAAAACUGCAGGAACUGAAAAUCAAAAGGAAGACAUAGCAGGAAGGCUAAUAAUUUGUUAUUCAUAAAGUUCGAGGUAUUAUGGGUAUUUACUAUCAGACAAGAAGUUAUUUGAUGUUUUGUGUGUGCUCUGUGGGGGUGAAAAAGCUUAGUACACAAAGCCAAAUCUGUUAAAUUUCUUUAUUCUGUCUGCAGACCAGUCUAGCUGUGAGUAUGUUAUUUAACAAUGUUCUUUGUGACUUUCAGUCAUGGGGAUAGGAGAAUCAUGGGGAUAUAAAGCAAUAACAGCCUCGUUCCAACAGAAAGGCACUUACACAAUGAGCCAAGAUGUGUAAGGAAAGCCAUGAAUCUGCAGAUCUGUACUCAUCAGUCUGACAAGGCUGGGUUGCUCAUGUUUGGCUGUGAAUAACUGCUUCUCUUCCUGAGAAAACUAAACAAGGCUCUGAAGAUAAAGAUAUCACAAUCUCUGUGAUAGCCUAA
Messenger RNA from Serinus canaria (Common canary), 3951 nucleotides. It is a transcript of the gene MARCHF3, whose product is annotated as membrane associated ring-CH-type finger 3. The transcript has 5 exons. The record is from RefSeq and is a predicted model, not a curated record. Gene Ontology annotation, molecular function: ubiquitin-protein transferase activity; zinc ion binding. Bases 1359 to 2189 code for a protein of 276 amino acids. NCBI's taxonomy places the organism in Eukaryota, Metazoa, Chordata, Aves, Passeriformes, Fringillidae. Gene Ontology annotation, biological process: protein ubiquitination.